GCGCGGGGCGGUUGGGGCCUUCCGCGGAGAGCAAGCUGGAGAUGGUGGACCAUCUUGCAAAUACUGAGAUCAACAGCCAGCGCAUUGCUGCUGUGGAAAACUGCUUUGGGGCUUCUGGACAACCCUUAGCUGUGCCAGGCAGGGUCCUUCUAGGAGAAGGGAUUUUAACCAAAGAAUGCCGCAAGAAACCAAAGCCUCGCAUAUUCUUCCUUUUCAAUGACAUCCUUGUCUACGGCAGCAUAGUCAUCAACAAAAGGAAGUACAAUUCCCAGCACAUUAUUCCCCUUGAAGAUGUCACUUUGGAGACGCUACCAGACACCUUGCAGAUGAAGAACCGCUGGAUGAUUAAAACCUCCAAGAAGUCCUUUGUGGUUUCUGCUGCCUCCCUCACAGAGAGGAAGGAGUGGAUCAGCCAUCUGGAGGAGUGCAUCAGGCACCUGCUGACAAAGACAGGCCGGCAGCCCUCCACAGAGCACGCGGCUCCAUGGAUCCCAGACAAGGCAACGGACAUCUGCAUGCGCUGCACACAGACCAAGUUCUCCACGCUCACCCGAAGGCACCACUGCCGCAAGUGCGGCUUUGUUGUCUGCGCAGACUGCUCCAGGCAGAGGUUCCUGAUGCCCCGACUGUCUCCCAAGCCCCUGAGGGUCUGCAACCUGUGCUACAGGCAGCUGCUGGCAGAAAAGAAGAAAGAGGCAGAGGCAGAUUGUAGGCAGCCAGAGCCAAUCUGCUCUGCUGUCCCAGGCUACGAGCCUUCCAGCGGUGAUGACAGCGACAAGUCUGACGAUGACAAAACUGACCAGUGGCCAGCAGACACAGAAUUUUAUACCUCAGAAGUAUCUUGGUCAUCUUUCCAUAGCUGA
Molecule: messenger RNA, 863 nt
Organism: Indicator indicator
Lineage: Eukaryota; Metazoa; Chordata; Aves; Piciformes; Indicatoridae
Gene: PLEKHF1
Product: pleckstrin homology and FYVE domain containing 1
Exons: 2
Coding region: 42-863 (273 amino acids)
Molecular function (GO): metal ion binding; phosphatidylinositol binding
Source: RefSeq, a predicted model, not a curated record